This is a messenger RNA of Sinocyclocheilus grahami, 2355 nucleotides long. It is a transcript of the gene gstcd, whose product is annotated as glutathione S-transferase, C-terminal domain containing. The transcript is spliced from 12 exons. Lineage: Eukaryota; Metazoa; Chordata; Actinopteri; Cypriniformes; Cyprinidae. The coding region runs from base 1 to 1749 and encodes 582 amino acids. Gene Ontology annotation, cellular component: cytoplasm. The record is from RefSeq and is a predicted model, not a curated record.
AUGCCAUCUAGAGAAAAGCCACACAGAAAAAAAGCAUCCAUGUUCAGGUCUGAGUCCAGCAGUGACUUCUCAACCCAGAAACAAGAGCAUUUCAGGAACGGCCUUUUCUAUUUAUCUGAAAGCUUUCAGCUCUACAUGCAGAACCGAGCUCUAUUGGUCCCACACUCGUCUCUGAAACUUCUCUUCGUACAACCACGUUCAGAGGGGCAUGUUUUCCCAGUCUCCACCCUGCACUCUAAUGGUGAUGCUUGUGGUGGAGACCUGGCAGGGGAAAAUCUCUUCCACAUGCUCCUAGAGACAGUGAGUCAGUGGACUAGAUUGUGUGAGCUGGACAUUCCCUCUGCAGUGGAGGAACACUUACGAAACCCUGAAGACCAGAUGUAUCGACUUCCUGCUGCGGUCCUGAACUUAGAGAAGAGGUUAGGGGAACCCGUCAAAGUCCACAAUGAUGACAAGAUACGCCGACAGAAGCUACAACAGCAGAAGAAGAGCGAUUCUCGCCUAAAAGGCCCUAAUACAGAGAUGGAGAGUCCAUCACAUCCAGGUGUUGAGCUCUCUGCUGCUCUGGCGAAGCUCUCUGCAGAUGCUGUUUCUGCUCCCGCCACCAGGGAGCGCUCUGACAUCAGGAAAGUCAAGACCACAGAUCUGCCAGAGCUGGAGCAUGUGUUUGCAGAAGGGCUGUAUUUCACCCUCACCGAUGUCGUCCUGCUGCCCUGCAUCCAUCAAUACCUGAUCUCGCUCCAAAAGCACACCCCCUCCACCCUUUCCCAUCUCCCCUUGCUGCUGAGAUGGUACCAGCGUGUACAGGAGCUCCCCAGCGUACUGAGGGCCGCAAAGGAUUGUGGUAUGGCCCUCCUCAGUCUCAGCACGGCCGACCCUUGCCCUCCCCAGCCGGAGAAUCCACAACCCAGUGGAGCAGAGCAGGAAGGGCCACAACUCGAGCAAGAGCCCUUCAUCGGGGGACCGCGACCAACUCUCACCAAACUGCAAGAGAAUGGAAUAGACGCUGUUUACUCUGCUCACCCUUGCCCUACAUGGACAGUUGAUUGGGAGAGCCUGCCGGCAGCUGUCAACCCCACUGAAGGUAAGAUGUCAGACGCCCGCGCCGUGCGCAAACAACAACAGCUCAACAACCUGGUUGCCAUGGUGACGGAGCUGGCCCACCCCGGGCACACAGUGGUGGAUUUCUGCAGCGGGGGGGGGCACGUUGGGAUUGUUUUGGCAUACACGCUUCCUAAAUGUCAGGUUAUUCUCAUUGAAAAUAAAGAGGAGUCACUGGUCAGGGCCAGAGACCGAAGCGCUCAGCUUGGACUGACAAACAUCGGCUUCGUCCAGGCAAAUCUUGACUAUUUCACUGGAAACUUCAACAUUGGGGUGGCCCUGCAUGCGUGCGGAGUGGCGACAGACAUGGUGUUGGAUCGCUGCCUCCAGGCGCGGGCGGGAUUUGUGAUUAGUCCGUGCUGCUAUGGGUUCAUUCAAAACACACUCAAGUUCAACUUUCCCAAGAGCGCGAGGUUUACAGAGACUCUGAGCUAUAAGGAGCACAUGGUCCUGUGCAGGUUUGCAGACCAGACGGCUGUCAGUUUACCCCCAGAACGACGAUUAAUCGGGAAGCGCUGUAUGGGACUGGUGGACUUGGACCGCAGUUGGGCCGCCGAGACUCAUGGGUAUUCUGUGAGGGUGAUGACUAUGGUCCCCGAGGGCUGCUCGCCUAAGAACAAUAUGUUGGUGGGGAUACCGACAAGAUAACACUGACUCAUGAGUUCGCUGUUUUUUGUAUAUUCCAUGAGAUGCUUGAUGUUACUUCUUGAGUUUUUACUUUGGACAAUUUAUAUUUGUAAGCAUUUCAUUUUAAGUGAUAGUUCACCCAAAUAUUAACAUUUUCCAGUCAUUCUGAUCUCCUUUGUUUUUGUGAAACAAAAAUGUUAGUCACUCUUUUCAAUACAAUGGUAUGAUGACAAGAUUUUAAUUUUGGGGUGAACUAUUCCUUAAUUUUUUUUCCUUUGAUCCAAAAGCAUUGAUUGCAUGGAUCAAUGUAUUUGCACAUACACACUUGAAUCAUGGUUUGAUCUAAUUGUGCAAUCAGUAUAUUUGUUUUUUGAUUCAGAUUUUUAAAAGGCUUUUAAACUUGACUUCAUCUUAACAAUUAGAGGGAUUUUUAUUUCAGUAACGUCUUGAUUUACAUGCCAGGGGUUUGUUUAUAAAAAGAGUCAAAAAACCAGCAUGCCCCUCAAUAAAUUAAACAUGAUUUCAAAUGCCGUUUGCAAAUCAGACACUUUGAGUUGUGUAAAAGCACCUUACACCCUUUCCUCCACCAUUAUCGUGUAUUAUGCACAAAACAAAGGAGUCUCAAAA